UUGUCGGCGACACUCUCUCUCUAUUAUGGCUCGGAGACUUUAGAGGACUGAGAGAGAGAGUGAGAAUGGGGAGUGUGGAGGAGGGUUCUUCAUCACCGAGGCUUCCACUUGUGUCGAUUGCAAGAGUAUGUGGUGUGAUAGUUGCAGGUCUUGUCCUCUCGUGGGCAUUUUCUUUCAAGUCCAGCUUCCUCCCUCGCUCCUCCUCCCAUGGAGACCUCCUCUACUCUGUUCUUCAUCCUCUGCUGAUGGUGAUCGGCUUCAUCCUCGUUAGUGGAGAAGCGAUUCUGGUACACAGAUGGUUGCCCGGCUCGAGGAAGAGGAAGAAAGCAGUGCAUCUGUGGCUGCAAGGACUCGCAUUGGCUUCUGGUCUGUUUGGGAUUUGGACAAAGUUCCAUGGCCAAUUUGGCUUCUUCUCCAAUUUCUACAUAUGAAUUAGAUAAUUCGGCUCAACUUUACAAAAUAUCCAAACUAUCUAUUAUUUAUGCCAGUGGAUGAUGGGAUUCUUGAGUUUCUGGCACAGAGGAGAAGUACGGACGACAAGAACCAGAGUUCUGCCAUGGCAUGUGUUUCUCGGCCUCUAUACGUACGGACUGGCCGUUGCCACGGCCGAGACAGGGCUACUGGAGAAGCUAACGUUCUUACAGACCAACAGGAACAUCCGAAAACGUUGUCCCGAAUCAAUGAUUGUCAACGGUCUUGGUCUCGGCUUGGCUCUGCUCAGCGGCAUCGUUAUCACGGCCUCUGUCUUGCCAAAGUAUCAGAGCCCUCGUGUUCACGGCAACGAGAAACUCGCCUACUCUUCCGAAGAUCGUCCGAAAUGCUUAGCUUCUUGAUCUCAUUUCACUUUGGUUUUUAUUUCUUUUGGGGGAUAAAAUACAAUCUCUUAUGUAUAAAAAGAUGAAUAAUUUCUUGAAAAUGUGGUUUUUGUUUCCUUA
Molecule: messenger RNA, 935 nt
Organism: Tarenaya hassleriana
Lineage: Eukaryota; Viridiplantae; Streptophyta; Magnoliopsida; Brassicales; Cleomaceae
Product: probable transmembrane ascorbate ferrireductase 4
Exons: 4
Molecular function (GO): oxidoreductase activity
Source: RefSeq, a predicted model, not a curated record